Apaloderma vittatum (bar-tailed trogon) is the source of this 1041-nucleotide messenger RNA. RefSeq names its product UbiA prenyltransferase domain containing 1 (gene UBIAD1). Gene Ontology annotation, biological process: vitamin K biosynthetic process; menaquinone biosynthetic process. The record is from RefSeq and is a predicted model, not a curated record. Gene Ontology annotation, molecular function: prenyltransferase activity. Gene Ontology annotation, cellular component: endoplasmic reticulum; Golgi membrane. NCBI's taxonomy places the organism in Eukaryota, Metazoa, Chordata, Aves, Trogoniformes, Trogonidae. The transcript has 2 exons. The annotation marks the transcript as partial.
GCUGAGAGGGUCCCUCCCGGCACCUGGAGGCAGAAGUGCGCGGCCUAUGUGCUGGCGCUCAGGCCGUGGAGCUUCAGUGCCUCCCUCACCCCCGUGGCCCUCGGCAGCGCUCUGGCGUACCGGGCCGAGGGAACGCUAGACCCGGGGCUGCUGCUGGGGAGCGCCGUGACCGUCCUGGCUGUGCACGGAGCCGGCAACUUGGUGAACACCUACUACGACUUCUCCAAAGGCAUCGAUCACAAGAAGAGCGAUGACAGGACUUUGGUGGACCAGAUUCUGGAGCCUCAGGACGUGGUCCGGUUCGGAGUCUUCCUUUAUACCGUGGGCUGUAUCUGUGCUGCUGGGCUCUACGCUGUCUCAACGCUCAAGCUGGAGCACCUGGCCCUGAUUUACUUUGGAGGACUUUCCAGCUCCUUCCUUUACACCGGAGGAAUUGGAUUUAAAUAUGUUGCGCUUGGAGACGUGGUGAUCCUGAUCACCUUUGGGCCCCUGGCUGUCAUGUUUGCCCAUGCUGUGCAGGUUGGUUAUCUGUCCAUCUCGCCACUGCUCUACGCUGUCCCACUGGCUCUCAGUACCGAGGCCAUCCUGCACAGCAACAACACCCGAGACAUGGAGUCUGACCGGCAGGCGGGUAUUGUCACCUUGGCUAUCCUCAUCGGCCCUGCCUUCUCCUAUGUUCUCUACACCGUGCUGCUCUUCUUGCCCUACCUGAUCUUCUGUGUGCUGGCCACACGCUACACCAUCAGCAUGGCAUUGCCGCUACUCACCAUCCCGAUGGCGUUUUCUCUGGAGAGGCAGUUUCGGAGUCAGAGCUUCAACAAAAUUCCGCAGCGGACAGCCAAACUCAAUCUCCUCUUGGGGCUUUUCUAUGUUUUUGGUAUUACGCUAGCACCAGCUGGUGCUCUGCCCAAGCUGUAGCAAGAGCUGUAGGUCCAGGCCUCGUGAUUCAGUAUUAAUGCUGGUGAACAGUGGACAAUGUGGGUAGAUGACCCGUUAUGGACAGCAGGAAGAAUGGAGAGGCUGUCUUGAGCUGUUGGUUGU